Cherax quadricarinatus is the source of this 615-nucleotide messenger RNA. RefSeq names its product venom protein 302. The record is from RefSeq and is a predicted model, not a curated record. Gene Ontology annotation, molecular function: insulin-like growth factor binding. NCBI's taxonomy places the organism in Eukaryota, Metazoa, Arthropoda, Malacostraca, Decapoda, Parastacidae. Gene Ontology annotation, biological process: regulation of cell growth; regulation of signal transduction. Gene Ontology annotation, cellular component: extracellular region.
UACCGUCUGUGACACAACUGCUGCUGGAGUUCCCAGGUAACGUACACAUCAACUUGCCUAGCCAUAUGACGUGGCUAGCCAGUCCUCCAGCACCACCGCCAACAUGAAGAUCUCAACCCUCCUCUGUCUCCUCUUCAUCGCUGUCUCCAGUUGCUCUGGGCUGCGCUGUAUGCCGUGUGGAACAAGGCAUCCCUGCAGUGACCCAAGCACCUUGAACUGUCCCUGGGGCACCGUCAAGGACAUCUGUAAUUGUUGUGACAUCUGUGGCAAGGGACCAAACGAGGCGUGUGGAGGAUCAUGGGACAUGUAUGGGAAAUGCGGUGACUGUCUCACCUGUCAAAAGGAAACGAAAAGAGGUCAAGGAAUCUGUGUUAAGGACAACUCGAAGUGUUGAUGCCAGACGACCGUCCUUCACCCUCUGUCGCUGCCAACUCCCAGCUGGUAGACUGUCAAGACCACCACCUGUUCAUCAGGAUGUCACCGUAACCACCAUCACACUCUCGACUUUUUAACAAGAGCGGUUACCAUGAGAAUUUAAUUCUCAUUACCAUGAGAUUUUACUUCCAAUUUACUAUAAAUGAGAUCUAAGCAUAAAUAAAUAGCAUAACAAUAUAA